This is a messenger RNA of Cuscuta epithymum, 2143 nucleotides long. NCBI's taxonomy places the organism in Eukaryota, Viridiplantae, Streptophyta, Magnoliopsida, Solanales, Convolvulaceae. The record is from the annotation of a GenBank genome assembly.
CCAUAAACGCAUUGGAUCUGCUUCGGAUAAAGACCCACCCGCCCAUAUAAGAAAUCGCCCUCACUCGGACAGCGUGGAUAACGUGGCGCGUGACCAAUGCAUCACCGUUCUCACGUUUCUGCAACCGUACCAGCUCAACUUCCAUUGAUUCACUAAAUAAAUACCUCGGCCCCAGCUCUCGUUUUUCCGCUAUCCAUCCACAUUCGCAGCACAAAUAUGUCAUCUUCUCUGGUCCAGUUUCCUUCGCCGGAAAGUAAUGGUUCCGGUUCUAACCACGAAGACGGUAACGACCGGCACGAUUCCGGCUUCUCCACCCUCGACGAACCUAGCUUCGCUCUACUACCACCGGAGUCGUUUCUUCAGGCCGCCGUGUCUCUCAAAGACCAGAUUGUCGAGGUCACGUGGAAAGCACGCGGCGGCAGUGCGGGUGCUUAUUUGGAUCCGACGGUGUACACGGGGUUGAUGGGGACGGCUUACACCUGCCUCCGGUCGUUUGAGGCCACCGGAAAUCGCCGUGACUUGCUAUUGUGCACCGACAUUGUUGACAGUUGCGCGUCACUCGCCUCCACCAGGCACAUAACAUUUCUGUGUGGUAGAGGAGGGACCUAUGCACUAGGUGCAGUUGCAUGCAAUUACUGUGGGGAUCAGCAGAAGCGAGACUUUUAUUUGAACUGUUUCCUAGAGGUAGCACAGGAGAAGGCCCUUCCUGUUGGUCCUGAAGAUGGAGGAUUCGGAAUGUCCUACGAUCUGCUCUAUGGAAGAGCCGGUUUUUUGUGGGCAGCUCUUUUCAUAAACCGACACUUAGGAUCAGAAGUAGUGCCAAAUGAUCUUCUCAUGCCGGUCGUUGAAGCCAUACUAGAAGGCGGAAGGGCAGGGUCAUCUGACAAUUCAAGCUGCCCACUUAUGUACAGAUGGCAUGGCACUAGAUAUUGGGGUGCAGCACAUGGUCUUGCUGGCAUUUUGCAAGUGUUACUGCAUUUCCCACUACGAGAGAAUGGUAUUGAAGAUGUCAAGGGCACUUUAAGAUACAUGAUGAGCAACAGGUUUCCACACAGCGGCAAUUACCCGGUCAGCGAGGGAAAUCCGAGGGAUAAGCUGGUGCAAUGGUCUCAUGGUGCAACUGGCAUUGCCAUAACUUUGUGCAAAGCAUCUCAGGUAUUCCCAAACGACAGAGAAUUCCGGGAUGCAGCAAUAGAAGCCGGGGAAGUAGUGUGGAAGAGAGGGCUGGUGAAGAAGGCAGGAUUGGCGGAUGGUGCGGCUGGGAAUGCUUAUGCAUUCUUGUCUCUCUAUCGGUUAACAGGAGAAAGCAUAUACAAGGAAAGAGCAAGGGCAUUCGCAAGCUUCCUGUAUCACAACGGUGGCAGGGACACCGCUGGGGACAAAGCAGCAGACCACUCCUACUCCCUGUUCCAAGGGUUAGCUGGUACGGUCUGCUUGUGGUUCGAUUUGCUCACACCAGAGAAUUCCAGGUUUCCUGGUUUUGAACUUUAAGCCCGAGUAUUCCCAUGCUUGUCUCUCUGUACGAUUAACUAAAACUUAGAUAUAUAUGGACACUGAGUUAGUAGGAAAUGCACUACUUUGUAAGUGCUACUGAUGAUGUAUAUAGUGUCUUAUUUUCAUGAUCAUGAUCACUCAAACAAUAUUGUGAUGUUUGGUUAUUAAUCCCAUCACAAAAUGGAAACGGAAUAUGAUAUUGAAUGCAGCGGUGGACACACAUGGGGGCUAUAGGGGGCUGCCGCCCCUCCGGGGAAAAAAAUUCUAGGUAUAUUCACCCCGAAAUUUUUAAUAUAUAUGUAUUUGUAUGUAUAUUCUUGUACUGCCGCCCCUGCUAUCGGGAAAUCCUGCGUCCGCCGCUGAUUGAAUGAAGGACCAUUAUGUCGUUUGUGAAAUGGAGAGCAAUGGUUUAGAAUCAAAUUGUAAAAAGAUGUAUUAUGAAUGAGUUUUCACUUUAAAAGAUAACUUAAUAGGAGUAACUCGAAAUUCAUGUGUUGAUUUGGUAAUUCCUAUCCAAACGAUGUACACUAAAUAAGAUAUUUUGGGGGUUUUAAGACAUAACUUAUGAAUAUUCCCCGCAAAAGCGAAUGGGACAGUUUCAAAUCCUCAUUUGGCCGUAUUAAUCAAUCGGUUUUUGAAAGUUGCUGCU